Prorocentrum cordatum is the source of this 3932-nucleotide messenger RNA. Lineage: Eukaryota; Dinophyceae; Prorocentrales; Prorocentraceae. The record is from the annotation of a GenBank genome assembly.
AGCCGCUGGCUCAAAAGCUUUGCGGAGCGCGCCGCUGCCAGCCCCCCGCCCGGCGCGCAGCUGCAUGACGCAUGGCCGCCCUGCUGCGCACCGGCAGCCCGCGCGGGGAGCCCCGGCACAGGGCGCCCGUGGAGCUCCGCGAGGUGCCGUCCCAGCGCUUCCCGACCCUGUCCGCGGCGCUGGAAGGCCUGCCCGCGGCCUCCGCUCCGGGCGGCGUCCCGUCGGUGGUCGUGCGGCUGGCCGCCGGCACCCAUAGCGGGCCCCUGCGGCUGGCUGGGGGAGUGGUGCUCGAGGGUGGCGGCGACGGGGCGCUGCCCACGCUGGCGGACCUCGGGCCGCUGGGCCUGGAGGUCACGGGCGCCCGCUCGCUGUGUGUGCUGAGGAGGCUGCGCAUCCGCGCCGACCCCGAGGGGCACGCCGUCGCCGUGAGCUCGGCGAGCCCCCUCAUCGAGGACUGCGAGCUGGUAGGUCGCGGGGAGGCCCCCACUCGCGGCGCCCGCGCUGGGCUUCUGGUGAAGGGCAUCGGCUCUUGGCCUGUUGUGCGGGGCUGCAGGGUGUGUGGCCACGGUGGCGCUGGCGUGGCCAUCGAGGAGGGGGGCUGCGGCCUCUUCGUCUGCAACGAGGUGACGCAAUGCGGUGCCGGCUUCUGGGUUGCAGACGGUACCGCUCCUGUGAUAUGGAGGAACACGGCGCUCGACAACAGAGGCGCUGGCGUGGUCAUGCGGCGGGCCGCCGGCGGUCGAGCUCUCGACAACACGCUGAUGAAGAACGGCACUGGAGCCCUCCUGGAGUCGGACCGCGCGGCGCUGGCCGUGCUGGCCUACAACCGCGUGGUGGGCAACGAGGGCCCUGGCAUGCGGCAGAGCCCGGGGAACGUGCUUGCGGGGCAAGCGGGCUGCUUCUUGCAGGGCAACCUGCUCAAGAGCAACGGGCCCGGUGCCGCGCUGGAGGCCACUUGGCCGCGCCAGUCUGUGCGCACGGGCGAGGAGCUCGUCGCCGCCGUGCGAGCAGCGCCGCGGGACCGCUCGGCGCUUGUGGAGGUGAUCGGACAGGUGGAGCUUCAGGAGUGCCUGGUCCUGGACAGGCCAGUCAUCCUCGUGGGCUCCUCGGAGGGCCCCAGCGCGGGCGCCGUGGGCGGCCCAGAGCUCUCCUGCUCGAGGGAGGCGGAGGCCGUCCUGAGAAUAGCGCCCGGGGCCGAGAUGGCCGCGCUGUACAGGCUCGCCCUGCGCGCUGGCCCAGGGCCCAGAGGCGAGGCCGGGGCGGCAGGCUGCGUGGUGGUCGAGGCCGGGUCGCCCGCCUUCCUCGAGUGCCACAUGCAGGUGGGCCCCGCUGGCGGCUCCGGGGCGGGAGGCUUCGCCCACGCCGUGCGCGUCAGCGGCCUCUCGUCGCGGCCGCUGCUGGCAGGCUGCUCCCUGUGCGGCGCCGUCGGCGCCGGGCUGUCGCUGGACCAGGGGGCCUCCGCCGUCCUGGUCCGGUGCGAGCUCUCUGGGAACCAGCAGGGCGGCGCCUACGUCGAGGACGGGGCCCGGCUCGUCCUCGAGGAGUGCGACGUGAAGGGCAACCGGCACUUCGGCGUGGUGGCCGGCAGAGGAGGCGCCGUUCUCGGCCGCACGCUGUUCGAGGACAACGCCAGCGGGGACGUGUGGCUCUGCGGCGGCGAGGGCAGCCCGCAGGGCGCCGAGGGGCCGCUGGUGCUCGACCAGUGCCGCUUCGUCGGGGUGCGGGCGGCGGCGCUGCGGGUGGGCGACGGCUCGGCGGCCCUGAGCUGGCAGAGCAGCUACGCGGCAGGGCCCGGGGACUCCUGGGGCUCCGCCCCCUCGGCCGCCGUCGCGGCGCGCGUGGACCCCGGCGGCUCCCUGGCGCUCUCGCGCGGCGCGGAGGAGGGCGGCGGCGCCGCGGGCGUGCCCACGCCGGCGAUGGCCGGCGCGGAGGGCACCUGGCGCCUCCCGGAGGUGGGCCCCUCGCAGCCCGACCCGCAGCAGUUCACCCGGGAGCCGCUGCCGGACGCCGGCCGGGCAGCGGCCGCCCACGCGACAGGCGCCCUGCCGCCGCCCCGGGUGCCGCUGCCGGAGGCGCCGUCCUCGCCGCUCGAGGACGGCGUGGCCGCGGGCUCCGAGGCCUCGGCCGGCGCGGGCGUGCCCGAGGGCGAGGAGGAGCUGCGGGCGUGGAUCGGCAGACUGAAGGCGGUGCCCCUGGCAAGCUGGAAGAUGGCGGACCGGAGGACGCUGUUUGCCAUCCUGGCCAUGCUGGGCAGGGCGAGGAAGAAGCCCGAGCUCGUGUCCACGGUGGGCCUCGGCGGGCCGCUCCUGCCGGGCGCGGAGGCGUGCCUGCGCGCGCACACCAACCGGUACCUGACCGCCCGCCCGGGCGGGGCGGUGGACUGCAAGGAGCCCGUGCCCGAGUCGCAGGAGCAGUGGGUCUUGGCGCCGAAGAAGCAGCAGAAGACCCCUGGCGUGCUGAAGAGCGGGCACCAGUACACGCUCACGGCCGCCGACACCAUCGACGGGGGCGAGAAGGAGCGCGGCCUCCCUGGCGAGUGGGUCUACGGAGCCAGCGGGAAGUACACGAUCGAAGCUGUUCCUGGCGAGCCUGGGCGGUACAGCUUCGAGGAGCGCCUGCACGAGGGUGGCACCGUGACUGGCACGCUCGUGGAGGAGGAGGACGGCGUGCAGGGCAGGCUCGACAAGGACGGCAGCCCGUACUGCGAGCUCCGCGUCCGCCUCGCGAGCGAUUUCACCGCGAUCUCCAGCUUCAGGGUGGUGGAGUCCGAGGCGUGGAGCAAGAGCAUGCCCGCGCAGCGGGCGUCCUCCGAGUCGGCGCUCCUGCUGACGGUGGACGGCGCGAGCGGGCUGGCGUCGGCCCAGCCGGCGGGCAGCGCGCAGGACCAGGCCUUCCAGGUCUCCGUGGUCGCCGGCGAGGGCGGCAGGCGCGCGCCGCUGGAGUCGGGGUCGCAGGUGUGCCUGCGCGCCAUGCCGUCGGGCCGCAUGCUGGAGGUCGGCGGCAACGCCGUGCGCGCCAGCGCCGGCGCCCAGGCGCAGGGCACGCGGCAGCGCUUCCAGCUGGAGAGGCGGCCGCCCCCCGAGGAGGUGCCCGAGCCCGCGGCGCCCUUCGAGGUGAGCCACGAGGACCAGGCCUGGGCGUUCCAGCGCGGCGUGCAGCUGGCGCUCGUGGAGAAGCAGCACCUGGCAGACCUGCUGAGCGGCGCGAAGGACCCUGCGCCUGCGCUGCUGAAGCUGUUUGCGGAGCUCUGGGAGCGCGAGUGGCGGCAGGGGGCGCUGCCCAGGGACCCAGCCGAGGGCUCCGAGAGGAGCAACUCCCCGGGCGGAAGCGGCCGGAGGCCGAGCCCGGCCUCGGGGCGCCGCGGCCGCGCGGAGAACUGGAUCCGGAACCUGGCUGGCGGCGUGAGCACGACGGAGAAGGACAACGGCGACCUGUUUGUCAGCGCGCUGCGCUCCUUCUUCGCGGACACGCUGCGAAUGUCCCAGCUCGAGGCCAACAACGUCAUGCGCACCGUGGAGGCCUUCGCCGCCGCCCUGGUGGCGGACCGGGAGUUUGUGCAGGCCUUCUCGGCCUCCAUGCUCCCCGAGGCGCAGCGGAAACAGUACAGGACGCCCGAAGACGUGCUCUUCGGCCUGACGUACACGACCAUGAUGCUGAACACGGACGCGCACAGCACGCAGGUCACGCAGAAGACCUGGGACAAGCAGAAGUUCACUGGUGCCGGCAAGGACUGUGGGGUCCAGGGCGCUUUGAUGGGCCAGAUAUUCAAGAGGAUAACGCAGGACGAGCUCUGAGCGGACGCGACCCCCCACCGCGCGCGACGCGGGCGGCCGUUGCCACCCUCUAUGGGCCGGCGCCAAGAAGGGGCUGGACGCGCCGCUGGGGCGAGCGGGACUGCAGACGCCGCCGCCUCCCGCCCCCCCUCCCGAAAA